Molecule: messenger RNA, 4749 nt
Organism: Chanos chanos (milkfish)
Lineage: Eukaryota; Metazoa; Chordata; Actinopteri; Gonorynchiformes; Chanidae
Exons: 19
Coding region: 1-4749 (1582 amino acids)
Source: RefSeq, a predicted model, not a curated record
AUGUCGGCUCACAGGUGCACCAGCACGUUAAGAAUUCCCAGAGUGCACCUGAUGGCCAAUCCAUGCCUGGAUGGAUCUCUUCAUGGAGGCAUUGGGUACCUGACUUCAUCUCAGUCUGUGGUGAAGAAUCCUGGACAGUCUGUCACUCUGUCCUGUACUGUCUCUGGAUUCUCUAUGAGCAGCUAUUACAUGCACUGGAUCCGUCAGAAACCAGAGAAAGAACUGGAGUGGAUUGGACGCAUUGAUGGUGGCACAGGCAUAAUAUUUUCCCAGUCUCUCCAGGGCCAGUUCUCCAUCACCAAAGACACCAGCAAAAACAUUCUGCAUUUAGGGGUGAAAAGCCUGAAAGCUGAAGACACAGUUGUUUAUCACUGUGCCAGAGAAUCACAGAUCAAGUCAGGGGGUGGUGACUAUGCUUUCGAUUAUUGGGGAAAGGGAACAACGGUCACUGUUUCAUCCGGUGUUCAGUCACCACCAAAGUCGAUCUUUGGACUUUGGCCAUGUGGCCCAUCUUCAGGCGGGCUCUACACCAUCGGAUGCAUGACAUCUGGGUUUUCGCCGGCCGACUCUGUCACCUUCCAGUGGACCGAUGCCUCCGGGAACGCCUUGUCUGAUAUUGUCCAGUACCCCGCAGUUCCAAAAGAUGGAUCAUACACCAAGUUCAGCCACGUUAACGUUGUCGCACAGGAUUGGAAAGAUCGGAAACAGUUCAAAUGCAUUGCUAAAGCAGGAGAAACUGAGAAGGAAACUAUCGUGCCACCACCUGUGUACAAGCAGUCUGCAUCUCUGUACCUAACGAUACCUACUGAAAUGGAGCUAGUUAACGGAACAGCCACCUUCAUCUGCUUAGCCAAAGAUUUUUCCCCUAAAGAACACUUGUUUAAGUGGCUAAAAGACAAUGAGGAGGUGACAGACAAAAAGUACAUCAUUAGUACAUCUCUAAAUGGGGAACACAAUGGAACACACACCUUGUAUACGGCUUCUAGCGUUUUGCAACUCGAUUCAAGUGCAUGGAAUUAUCCAGCGCCUGCUACAAUUAGGUGCGAGUUUAACCAACAGGACAAGACCUUGUUCAAAGAAACUAAACUCCCCACAACUGAUCCCUGUACCUGUGAGCCCAAGAUUGAAAUCAUUCCACCCACUGCUGAAGACAUGCUGAAGGAGAGAGCUGGUACUCUUAAAUGUGUUGUCUCUGGCUGUCCUAUUAAGGCGGAUAAUAUCACAUGGAAAUCUGGUGAAGAUGUCCGUGUUUCUGAUAUUACACAUGGCCAGGACUCAACAGUUGCAGCAACUAGCAUCUCCUACGACGAUUGGAAUUCUUUAACAUUCACGUGUGAAGUUCACCACAAGGGAUUCCUUAAUCCUGAAUCAGUGAAAUACCGCAGAGAAAACGGAGGACAGUAUCGCAGUCCCUCUGUUUACUUGCUUCCACCUCCAGAACAGACAAAUGGCUCAGUGACCCUGACAUGCUAUGCAAAAGAUUUCUACCCAAAGGAGGUGGUUGUGUCUUGGCUUGUUAACGAUGAACCUGUUGAUAAAAAACAGGAAUACGAGCAGAAAUCAACCAAUGUGUUGCAGAGCAAAGGCCUCUUUUCAGUCUACGGCCACCUUACAUUUGGCAGUCAUCAUUGGGAGAAUGGUGAUGUCUACAGUUGUCAAGUGUACCAUGAGACCAGUGAGACAGUGAGAAUAAUAACCAGAACCAUUGACAAAAGCUCACAAAAACCUGCCUUGGUCCAACUCAAUAUGAAUAUGCCAAAGAUCUGCAAAGAUUCAGAAAAAUGUCUUGUGUAUGUGGAGGCUGCCUUCUGUGAUCCUGGAGACAUAGAGGACAACAGCAUGGCAAAUACUGCUUUUACCUUCAUCUUCCUCUUCCUCAUUACCCUCUUUUACGGCAUUGGAGCAACUAUGAUCAAGGAAGAAGUCACAGCUGCUUGUGUGGUGCAUGCCCCAUACGGCACUAAAGUUUCAUGGCUGAAGAAUGGACUUGAGGAUAAGACAUCAAUCAUACACGCAAACAGUGAAACUCAAAGCAUUAUCAGCAACCUGACACUGUCCGAAAAUGAAUGGAAUACAUUGUCAAAUCUAACAUGCAAAGCUGUGCAUCCGUGUUUUGAAGAGGUAGAGAAGACCAUCACGUUACAAGAAUCUGUGAAGGAAUCUCCUACAGUGGUGAUCAGGAGGUCUUUCUCAGAGUUUCUGAAGAAUAACAGUGCUGUGUUGGAGUGCGUUGUGGGAAACAUCUCCUCUGGUGAGGUCUCCAUCACCUUCCAGGUCAACGGAGAGGAUCAUCUUGAGGCCCAGUAUAUAGACCUUUCUGAGUCCAAUGAGCUGCACUCUCUGACCACACAAUUUACUGUUCCUAAUUCCAAAUACCAAAAAAACAACCAGUUUACCUGCAAAGUUCUCAAAAGCCCAACCAGUACGUGGCUGUCCAGUCCCAUUUCAAAUUUGUUUGGUGAUCCUGUUGUGGAACUCUCUGUGAAACCCAGUAGUGAGACACCCGGUUCUGAGCCUCAGAAACUUUUGUGCUCUGGAACAGGAUUCAAUCCAAAGAUUAAAUGGCUCUCAAAAUCUGGGCAAAAUAUUGAUGCAACCACUGAAAUUACAAUGGGCCAAGAUGGGCGUGUGACUAUUACCAGUGAGGUUUCAGUAAAAAAGCAAGAUUGGUAUGAAGGGUCACAGUUCACCUGUGAGGUCAAUGAUCCUGACCUGAAAACUAUAAAGAAGGAUAUCAGUGUUUGUUCAGUUCAUCAGUUCUCCUCACCAUCCAUUCACAUUGAGAGACCCUCACUGCGGAAUAUUAUGACACAGGAAAAAGUCACAGCUGCUUGUGUGGUGCAUGCCCCAUACGGCACUAAAGUUUCAUGGCUUAAGAAUGGACUUGAGGAUAAGACAUCAAUCAAACACGCAAACAGUGAAACUCAAAGCAUUAUCAGCAACCUGACACUGUCCAAAAAUGAAUGGAAUACACUGACAACUCUAACAUGCAAAGCUGUGCAUCUGUGUUUUAAAGAAGUACAGAAGACCAUCACAUUAAAAGAAUCUGUGAAGGAAUCUCCUACAGUAGUGAUCAGGAGGUCUUUCUCAGAGUUUCUGAAGAAUAACAGUGCUGUGUUGGAGUGCAUUGUGGGAAACAUCUCCUCUGGUGAGGUCUCCAUCACCUUCCAGGUUAACGGAGAGGAUCAUCUUGAGGCCCAGUAUAUAGACCUUUCUGAGUCCAAUGAGCUGCACUCUUUGACCACACAAUUUACUGUUCCUAAUUCCAAAUACCAAAAAAACAACCAGUUUACCUGCAAAGUUCUCAAAAGCCCAACCAAUUGGUGGCCGUCCAGUCCCAUUUCAAAUUUGUUUGGUGAUCCUGUUGUGGAACUCUCUGUGAAACCCAGUAGUGAGACACCCGGUUCUGAGCCUCAGAAACUUUUGUGCUCUGGAACAGGAUUCAAUCCAAAGAUUAAAUGGCUCUCAAAAUCUGGGCAAAAUAUUGAUGCAACCACUGAAAUUACAAUGGGCCAAGAUGGACGUGUGACUAUUACCAGUGAGGUUUCAGUAAAAAAGCAAGAUUGGUAUGAAGGGUCACAGUUCACCUGUGAGGUCAGUGAUCCUGUCCUUGAGAAACCCAUAAGGAAGAGCAUCAGUGUUUGCACAGUGACUGAACCAUCGUAUCAGAUGGCUGAGGUGUAUCUGCUUGGUCCCUCUCUUGGUGAUUUGCAAUCUGGGAGUCAAGUCCCUAUUACUUGUCUGGUGAUUGGACAGCACAUAAGGGACUUCUCCUUUGAAUGGAGACUGAACAACACCGCUACCUCCAAGGAUGGCAUGGCUACACAGCAACCCAAAAACCAUGACAAUGGGACUCAGAGUGUGCAAAGCAUCUUAAAGGUUCCAGCAAGCACAUGGCAUGCACAUACUCAUAUUUCCUGUGAGUUCAAACACUUCUGUUACAACAGAACGCUGGAGCGCAGCAUCUCAAAAUCUAAAAAUCCCAAGUGCCCAAGCCUUAAAAUUAUUAGACCCUCUGAUGCUGAUCUUGCAAGCUCCAGAGAUGCCACUCUACUGUGCAUCAUCACAGGCUUUUUCCCUUCUGAUGUCAUUGUGAACUGGGAGCUGGAUGGGAAGCGCCUAGAGAAGUCUCGAUUCACCAACAGCCCUGUCAAAUCAGACAAUGCGAAAACAGCGUACUCCAUGCACAGCACGUUGACAUUACCAGCAUCAGAUCAACGUGAAGGCGAUUACUCCUGUGUGGUUUCUCAUGAGUCAUCCAAGCAGCCAGUCAUUAGCACAGUUAACAAUGUUUAUGCCUCAGUGACUCCCUCCAGUCCCUCUGCAACUUUACUACAAGGUCCCGGGGAGCUGGUGUGUAUGGCGUUUGGUUACAGUCCAUCUGACAUCACCAUCACCUGGUUACUGAACAGCGACUUUGAGCAAUCUGACUUCACUGUCAGCGACCCGGCAAAAGGGCCAGAUGGAAAAUUCAGUGUGUUUAGUCGCCUGCGUCUUCUGCCCUCAGAUUGGGCACCUGGAGCAGUGUAUACCUGCAGGAUCAAUCACACCACUGGCAUUUUCUUAUUCAAUGUCUCCAAACCAGAAAUCAUUGAGGAAAGCAUAUACUUUGAUGACAAUAAGGCUGAUGAGAUCCUAAACGAUACAGCAGAGGAAACCUGGAACAUGGCAUGUGCCUUCCUCAUCCUUUUCUUUUUCUCUCUAAUCUAUGGAUGCUCAGUAACCCUGGUGAAGGUGAAGACUGCAUGA